This is a messenger RNA of Vicia faba (fava bean), 507 nucleotides long. The record is from the annotation of a GenBank genome assembly. Lineage: Eukaryota; Viridiplantae; Streptophyta; Magnoliopsida; Fabales; Fabaceae.
AUGGGAACAUUGUGGGGUAAGCGAGGAAAGGAUUGGACCAAAAAUUUGUCAUCGGGAAAGGAGUUCACAGAUAAUUGCAUGAAAGGAAUUGCAGAAGAAGUAGAAAAAUUCCACAGUUAUAAUGUCUUGGCUUUUGACCGUGAAAGUCAUUAUUUCGUGGUUCAAGAGACGGUUAAUAACAGGAAUUGUCGGCCACUUACCCAUUUCAACGUCAACCUCCAAACACGAACUUGUGACUGUGGGAGAUUUCAAACUUUUCAUCUGCCUUGCUCACAUGCUAUCGCAGCGUGUUCUCACAUUAACCAUGACUAUACUACGGUUAUUCCUGACUUGUAUAGAGUUAUAAACGUCUUCAAAAUUUACAUACAAAGUUUCCUCGGUGUACCCCAAGAAGAUAAUUGGCCUUCAUAUUUGGGCGAUACUCUUAUGCAUGAUGAAAGGAUGCGACAAAACAAAAAAGGUCGCACAAACAGUACUCGUAUUAGAACUGAAAUAGACACUGUUUAA